CCGCCGCCGCCGCUGCCACCACGGCUCCCGCUCACCGCCGCGGGAACCCUGAGCCGGGUCCCGCCGGUGUCAGCUCCGGCCGCGCGCGCGCGCACACACACACGCGCACACACACACACACACACACACACACACACACACGCUCUCGCCCCGCGUCCCCGCCGCCGUGGCCGCACGAGCCCUCCCUCCUCGGCCCGCACCUCCCGGGUCCCGGGCUUCUUUGUUGCUCCGGCCGCGGCCACUCUUUCCCGUGGCGAGGUGUCCCCGUGUGUCACCGCGCCGUGCGCGUGUGCGGGUCGGUGCCGCGCGGGGCCGUGUGGCCCUCUCCUCUCCAUCCACCACGCGAGCCCCGGAGCCCCGGUCCCCGUCUCCCCGGGCUCCGGCUGCACGAGAGGACUGCAGGGGACAGCAGUGUCUCUACCGGUGUCCCACGCGGCUUAUGGGACUUUGGCUUGGAACCCUCUGUGACACGCUACGCUUCGUGGGGCGAUGACCAUGUGCCGAGGAGCGCGGCCUGUGGUUGCGCUGGUUUGGCUUCUCUUAGCCACGGCAGGCUGCCUUGCUGAUCCGAACGCAGUUCCUCAGGUCACGGUCCAGCCCAUGUCCACUGUCCAGAAGCCUGGAGGAACCGUGAUCCUGGGCUGUGUGGUGGAGCCACCACGGGUGAACGUAACUUGGCGCUUCAACGGGAAGGAGCUCAAUGGCUCGGAUGAUGCGCUGGGUGUCCUCAUCACCCGUGGGACCCUUGUCAUCGCUGCCCUCAACAACCACACUGUGGGACGGUACCAGUGUGUGGCUCGGAUGCCUGCAGGAGCUGUGGCCAGUGUGCCAGCCACGGUGACGCUAGCCAAUCUCCAGGACUUUAAGUUAGAUGUACAGCAUGUGAUCGAAGUAGAUGAGGGGAACACAGCUGUCAUUGCCUGCCACCUGCCUGAGAGCCAUCCCAAAGCCCAGGUCCGGUACAGUGUCAAACAGGAGUGGCUGGAGGCCUCUAGAGACAACUACCUGAUCAUGCCGUCAGGGAAUCUCCAGAUUGUCAAUGCCAGCCAGGAGGAUGAGGGCAUGUACAAGUGUGCCGCCUACAACCCAGUAACCCAGGAAGUGAAAACCUCCGGCUCCAGUGACCGGCUGCGUGUGCGCCGGUCCACUGCUGAGGCUGCCCGCAUCAUCUACCCACUGGAAGCCCAGACUGUCAUUGUCACCAAAGGCCAGAGUCUCAUACUGGAGUGUGUGGCCAGUGGGAUCCCGCCACCUCGAGUCACGUGGGCCAAGGAUGGGUCCAGCAUUGCUGCCUACAACAAGACCCGAUUCCUGCUGAGCAACUUGCUGAUCGACACCACCAGUGAGGAGGACUCAGGCACCUACCGCUGUAUGGCCAGCAACGGGGUUGGGGAACCCGGUGUGGCUGUCAUUCUCUACAAUGUCCAGGUGUUUGAACCCCCUGAGGUCACUGUGGAGCUGUCCCAGCUGGUCAUCCCGUGGGGCCAGAGUGCAAAGCUCACCUGUGAGGUGCGCGGAAACCCCCCACCCUCUGUUCUGUGGCUGAGGAACGCCGUGCCCCUCACCUCCAGCCAGCGCCUGCGGCUGUCUCGGAGAGCCCUGCGUGUGAUCGGUGUCGGGCCUGAGGACGAAGGCGUGUACCAAUGCAUGGCUGAGAAUGAAGUGGGGAGUGCCCACGCGGUGGUCCAACUGAGGACUGCACGGCCAGACAUGACCCUGAGACCCGGGAGGGAUACUAAGCCGGUCGCUGCCACACCUCCCAUGCCACCCUCCAGACCCAGCAGACCCAGCAGACCCGACCAGAUGCUUCAGGAGCAACCUGGGCUUGCUAAGCCCCCAACAUCAGUACAGCCGACUUCCCUGAAGUGCCUGGGAGAGGACCAGGUAGCCCCCGCAGAGGCACCCAUCAUUCUCAGCUCCCCCCGGACCUCCAAGACUGAUUCGUAUGAGCUGGUGUGGCGGCCUCGACAUGAGGGUGGCAGCCGGGCACCCAUCCUCUACUACGUGGUGAAACAUCGUAAGCAGGUCACAAACUCCUCUGACGACUGGACCAUUUCCGGCAUUCCAGCCAGCCAGCACCGCCUCACCCUUACCAGGCUUGAUCCUGGAAGCUUGUAUGAAGUGGAGAUGGCAGCCUACAACUGUGCUGGCGAGGGCCAGACGGCCAUGGUCACCUUCCGUACAGGACGGCGGCCCAAACCCGAGAUCGUGGCCAGCAAGGAGCAGCAGAUCCAGAGAGAUGACCCUGGUGCCGGUCUGCAGAGCAGCAGCCAGCCUGACCACAGCCGCCUCUCCCCCCCAGAAGCUCCAGACAGACCCACCAUCUCCAUGGCUUCCGAGACCUCAGUGUACGUGACGUGGAUUCCCCGUGGAAAUGGCGGCUUCCCGAUUCAGUCUUUCCGUGUGGAGUAUAAGAAGCUCAAAAAAGUGGGCGAUUGGAUCCUGGCCACUAGUGCCAUCCCUCCCUCGAGGCUCUCUGUGGAGAUCACAGGCCUGGAGAAAGGUAUUUCUUACAAGUUCCGAGUCCGUGCUUUGAACAUGCUAGGGGAGAGCGAGCCUAGUGCCCCCUCCAGGCCCUACGUGGUCUCAGGCUACAGCGGCCGCGUGUAUGAAAGGCCCGUGGCAGGCCCGUACAUCACCUUCACCGAUGCGGUCAAUGAGACCACCAUCAUGCUCAAGUGGAUGUACAUUCCAGCCAGUAACAACAACACCCCGAUCCAUGGCUUCUAUAUUUACUACCGACCCACAGACAGUGACAAUGACAGUGAUUACAAGAAGGACACGGUGGAAGGGGACAGGUACUGGCACUCCAUCAGCCACCUGCAGCCGGAGACCUCCUACGACAUUAAGAUGCAGUGCUUCAACGAAGGAGGGGAGAGCGAGUUCAGCAAUGUCAUGAUCUGCGAGACCAAAGCUCGGAAAAUUUCUGGUCAGCCUGGCCGGCCCUCACCUUUAACCCUGGCCCCACCACAGCCCCCACCACUAGAAAGUGUGGAGCGGCCGGUGGGCACUGGAGCCAUGGUGGCACGGGCCAGCGACCUGCCGUAUCUGAUCGUCGGGGUUGUUUUGGGCUCUAUCGUCCUCAUCAUCGUCACCUUCAUCCCCUUCUGCCUAUGGAGGGCCUGGUCCAAGCAGAAACACACAACAGAUCUGGCUUUUCCUCGAAGUGCCCUCCUGUCUUCCUCCUGCCAGUACACAAUGGUGCCAUUGGGAGGACUUCCAGGCCACCAAGCCAAUGGGCAGCCCUACCUCAUCAAUGGGAGGGCCUGUGUCAGCCGACUGCAUGGAAGCAGGGGCUGCCCGGCUGCUGCAGUGGGCUGUCCAGGCAGGAAGCCUCAGCAGCACUGCCCAGGGGAACUUGCACAGCAGCGGGAAGACACUCACAGCCUACUGAGGCAGACCAUUGUCAGCAACGGAUAUGACCCUCAGAGCCAGCAAGUUGCCAGAGGUCCCAAGUCCAGCUCGGAAGAAGGCUCUUUCUUAUACACACUGCCUGAUGACUCAAGUCACCAGCUGCUCCGACCUCAAGAUUGCUGUCACCUCCAGAAGCAACCUGCCACCACAUGCCAGGCAGCAGUGAGGAGGGCACCUGAGGGUCCUGGGCUGGAAGCUUCGUGGGACCCUCCGUAUCACUCAGGGCCCCGGUGCUGCUUAGGCCUCGCACCAGUUGAAGAAGUAGACAGUUCUGACUCCUGCCAAGUGGGUGGAGGAGACUGGUGUGCCCAGCACUCUUCGGGGACCUACACGGGACAGGAACUUGGGAUACACCUCUCUCCUAGCCCGUCAGUUCACGUGUCUUUUGAAACACCACCUCCCACAAUUUAAGGCCAAAGCUAAUAUCCCAGAAAGACUAUGUAUUGUUUGUUUGUAAGAAACAGAGAAAAUUGGUAUUUAUUUUUCUAUUAUAGCCAUAUUUAUAUAUUUAUGCACUUGUAAAUAAAAUGUAUAUGUGUUUCUAUAAUUCUGGAGAGAUAUGGAAUCCUCCCCUUUAUGGCACAGGAGGAAAAUGGUGAGGCAGGUAAGGUAACUGGAGUCCGGCAGAAAUGAGUAGCACAGACUGGCAGGCUUCAAGUGGCCCCAGAGCCAGCAGCAGCCUGGGGCCGCAGCAGGCCCUCGGUGUGUUGGCGAAGAAUGCUAAGCACACUCUUCAUGAAAAGCACAAAGAGGGAAGAGGGAAGGCCAUGCUUGGGACCACCUGGAAGCUACUCGGAUUUGGUGGCACGGGACACAUUUCCCAAGAUGCCAGCAGAAACAACCCAGAUGUGUACAGCACUCUAUAAGCAUUAACAACCUCCCAGAAUCAAUAAUCGGUGGCAAAGAAUCUCUGUAAAAACAAACACUGUAACUUCUAAAUAAAUGUUUAGUCUUCCUCGUAACCGUCAACUUA
Molecule: messenger RNA, 4387 nt
Organism: Psammomys obesus (fat sand rat)
Lineage: Eukaryota; Metazoa; Chordata; Mammalia; Rodentia; Muridae
Gene: Boc
Product: BOC cell adhesion associated, oncogene regulated
Exons: 19
Coding region: 490-3825 (1111 amino acids)
Biological process (GO): nervous system development; axon guidance; cell-cell adhesion
Cellular component (GO): plasma membrane; axon
Molecular function (GO): protein binding
Source: RefSeq, a predicted model, not a curated record